This is a messenger RNA of Dunckerocampus dactyliophorus (ringed pipefish), 13233 nucleotides long. It is a transcript of the gene hdac5, whose product is annotated as histone deacetylase 5. Bases 1413 to 4724 code for a protein of 1103 amino acids. Lineage: Eukaryota; Metazoa; Chordata; Actinopteri; Syngnathiformes; Syngnathidae. The record is from RefSeq and is a predicted model, not a curated record. The transcript has 28 exons. Gene Ontology annotation, biological process: negative regulation of transcription by RNA polymerase II; chromatin organization. Gene Ontology annotation, cellular component: histone deacetylase complex. Gene Ontology annotation, molecular function: histone deacetylase activity.
AUCAGGUGAAAGCUGCAGGGAAGACUCAAAUGAAAAAAGGUGUUUUCCUUGUUCUUCAUCAAAUGAGAAAACCUGUUUGUUUAUCCGUCUUAACGUCCUCUCCACUACUUUCAGCUCCCCCCCACCCCCAUUCAGCAGCGUCACAGAAUGACUUACGUAUGCACAAACACGCACACCAAUGACUGUCAGACGGUGAAUAUUAGCCGUCUGACCGGCAGUUAUUUGUAGUGGGUGUAUGAAGGUGAACGACGCAGAAGCCUGCCCUUUUAGUGAGUUUCCAACCAGGGAUGACAGGAUAACGUGUGAUCAGUGGCUGUUCAUUUUUCUGGGGAGGAUUCUAACUCGCUGUCUUCUUCAGCCUCACAUUUCCUUUUUAUUUUUUUUUUAUCUUUUCAUGUCACUCGCUUCCUCACCCACCCUCCUUGCUUCCAUUUCCCUCUCUCUAUCGUUCUCGCAGCGCUUGAUUCUAAUUUUGGAAGCAUGGAACCUCGGGGAGUGCUCUCCCAAAGCUAUUUAUGUCCUCGCUUCUCCUUAUCUUCCUCCUCUCCUCCUCUCCCUCUCAUCAGCCAGGAGGAGAACAGCAUGAGGAUCCUUUGAUGCAGGGGAAUUCAGCUUCUUCUUCUAUCUGUUUUUGUGUGGUGUUAUUAGCUGUGGGAAGUGGCGAAGAGGCAGCUGCAGCUCUCGGCUCGUCCGUCCUGAUGCAAGCUGACUGCACACAUGGAACCCAUCACCUCCAUCACUUCUCAGCUUGUGGAAUUUUUGGGAAGUUUUACAAAGGUUUUGCAAAGUGAUUUGGGGUUUCGCUGAUUUCUUCACAGUUGAUCUUUGUCGCUUUGUUCAACUUGGAGUGGAUGUACCAGAAGAGGCAAACUUUCUGAUCUGCAAGAGUGGCCGCUACAUCCUUCAACAUACCAGCCAUUAUCACACGCUCGGCAAAGUGCUUUGCAUGGAUCUGGAUUCCAGAUGAUAUAGAUGAGACCAGCCAACCUUGAUCCAUUCUAAGGAGUCUGUUAACAUCAGUGUCUCGUCGCUGUACAUCUUCCAGUACAUCCUUUUUUAUUGUGAUUGAUCGGUCCAGCCUAGCGGAGGGAAGACUUUCGGGAGACUGUAUCAGAGAAGAGGAUCUUGUGAGCCACGAUAAAACAGUAACAGAAAACCUGUCAAGAAUUUCCCCUCCAUAAACCCGGAAUAAAACAUACAUUUUUUGACGGAUCUUGACGGAUACGGAUUCUCCCCAUUGAAAUAUAUCUAUAUUUUUUUAAGAAAAGAAGCUUUCACCAACUUUAAAUGAUUCUAAGUGAUUACUAAUAGCCUCACAAGAUGAGUAAUCCACGGUUCUUGAAUACAUGGCAGUAUUCUUGAAAAGGAACUGACUGUUUUGUGACAGAAUAGACCACUUCUCUCGUCUUGGCAUGCUGUUGCAUCCCACGGUGUCAGGAUUGUGCACCAUGUUGCAGACCAUUUAUGAGACUGAGUCCUGUUUUUCCUCUGCCAGCACAGACAGCCAACAGCCUCUGGAGCUCCUGAGUAGCAGCAGGGGCUCUACCACUGCCAUGCCCACAGCCGUACUGGAGGUGAAGAGCAGCCUCCCAUCUGGCAUGCAGAGCCCAGUAGGAACAGCAAAUGAACAGCGGGGAGGAAGUGGAGAAGGAGUGGACACAACCUUAAGAGAGCAGCAGCUCCAGCAUGAACUAGUGCUCCUUAAACAGCAGCAAGAACUCCAGAAACAACUAUUAUUUGCCGAAUUCCAGAAAAAACAUGAAGUACUAACCAGGCAACAUGAAGUCCAGCUCCAGGAGCACCUGAAGCAACAACAGGAGCUGUUGGCAGCCAAGCGACAGCAAGAGCUGGAACAGAAGCGGAAACUGGAACAACAAAGGCAUGAAGAGCAAGAGAAACAACGACUGGAGCAACAGCUGCUUCUACUGCGGAAUAAAGAGAAAGGCAAAGAGAGUGCCAUUGCCAGUACAGAGGUGAAGCUGAAACUGCAGGAAUUCCUUCUCAGUAAGAAAGAACCUGGUAUUGGUGGACUGAACCAUUCCUUCUCCCCAAAGUGCUGGGGAGGCCAGAACGCUUCCCUGGAGCAAAAUUCCCCACCCCAGAGUAAUACUCCAGGAACUCCUCCCUCUUAUAGACUUCCCACUUUACUGGGAAACUACGAAGGCAAAGAUGACUUUCCGCUCCGCAAGACAGUGUCAGAACCUAACCUGAAGGUGCGUUCACGGUUGAAGCAGAAAGUAGCGGAGAGGCGGAGCUCUCCGCUCCUCCGAAGGAAAGAUGGCACUGUCAUUAGCACUUUCAAGAAAAGGGCCAUAGAGAUUUCAGUCUCCCCUCUCUGUAAUAGUGCACCAGGCUCAGGUCCCAGCAGUCCUAACAGCUCUAAUACGGCUAUUGCUAAUGGAAACACUGGAUCUGUUCCCAACAUACAAACUGAGCUUCGAUCUCUUCAUCAGACACUGGGGGCUGACGGGACGUUGAGUCCGCUAAGUCUCUACACCUCGCCAUCUCUGCCCAAUAUCUCGUUGGGCCUCCCUGCAAGCACACACAUCACAGCCUCCCAGAAGUUGUCAAGCCAACAAGAGGCAGAGCGUCAAGCCAUCCAAUCGCUACGAGCAGGCGGAGCUCUGACUGGGAAGUUUCUCUCUACAUCCUCUUUACCUGCCGGGGUCGGACAUGAUGUAGAGACAUCAAGCUCUCAUUCUGCUCAUUCCUCGUUAUUGCAACAUGUGCUACUACUGGAGCAGGCCAGACAACAGACCGCUAUGCUAUCUGGCCCCAUGUACAGCCAGUCGCCCCUGGUUACAGCAGAGAGGGGCGUGUCUAGCGGCAUGCGAUCAGUCAACAAGCUGCCUCGUCAUCGGCCACUGGCUCGUACGCAGAGUGCACCUUUGCCCCAGUCCCCCCAGGCUCUCCAGCAACUGGUGGUUCAGCAGCAACAUCAGCAUUUUCUGGAGAAACAUUACAAGAUGCUUUCAAAGGGGUCAGAUCUUCCCAGGCCUCCUCCCACGCAUCCAGAGGAGACAGAGGAAGAGCUAACAGAGACCAAUGACAUGCAGGAGGACGAUGUAGGGACAAGCAUUCACAGACUUCAGAAGGAGAGUUCUGACGACAGCACAACUCCCUCGGAGCGACAGAGUGUGCAUUCAAAGGGCGAGGAGGAGCGAGGAGUUGUGCACGUGAAGGGAGAGAGUACAGAGAGUGAACUGGAUGAAGAGGAUGAGGAAGACGACGUCAUCCAGCUGGGGGAAGGUGAUGAAGACAGCAAGGGGAGCUAUUCUCAGGCCUUGCAGCAGAUGGGCGUAUUUCCUUCCUCGUUAGCCCACAGACCUCUGGGAAGAGCACAGUCUUCUCCUGCAGCAACUGUCAAUCCUGUCAAACAUCUCUUCACCACAGGACUUGUUUAUGACAGUCUGAUGUUAAAGCAUCAGUGUGUAUGUGGCAAUGCUCACAUCCACCCAGAGCAUGCCGGGAGAGUGCAGAGCAUCUGGUCAAGGCUGCAGGAGACGGGCUUGCUGGGUCGCUGUGAGAGAAUUCGUGGGCGUAAAGCAUCCUUGGACGAGAUCCAGACUGUCCAUUCAGAGUUCCACACUCUGCUCUACGGAACCAGUCCACUGAAUAGACACAAACUGGACCACAAGAAGCUACUGGGUCCAAUCAGCCAAAAGAUGUACGCUGUUCUUCCCUGUGGAGGAAUAGGAGUGGAUAGUGACACUGUAUGGAAUGAGAUGCACUCGUCUGCAGCUGUCCGCAUGGCAGUGGGCUCUGUUAUUGAGCUGGCCUUCAGAGUGGCAGCAGGGGAACUGAAGAAUGGCUUUGCAGUCGUGCGUCCGCCAGGGCAUCAUGCAGAGGAAUCCAAUGCCAUGGGUUUUUGCUUCUUCAAUUCAGUUGCCAUCACUGCCAAGCUGCUCCAACAGAAACUGGGAGUGGGCAAGAUACUUAUUGUGGACUGGGACAUUCACCAUGGCAACGGCACACAGCAGGCCUUCUACGGUGACCCUAAUGUCCUCUACAUCUCCCUCCAUCGCUACGAUGAUGGCAACUUUUUUCCAGGCAGCGGAGCACCUGAAGAGGUGGGCUCAGGUGCAGGUGUGGGUUUUAAUGUGAACAUUGCAUGGACAGGAGGAGUAGAGCCCCCCAUGGGCGACGUGGAGUACCUCACAGCCUUCAGGAGUGUGGUGAUGCCGAUUGCCCAGCAGUACAGCCCAGAUGUGAUUAUGGUGUCUGCAGGCUUUGAUGCUGUGGAAGGUCAUCAGUCUCCUCUAGGAGGUUACAAUGUCUCUGCCAAAUGUUUUGGCCAGUUAACCCAGCUCUUGAUGGGUCUGGCUGAUGGGCGUAUUGUUAUGGCGCUGGAGGGGGGUCAUGACCUCACUGCCAUCUGUGAUGCAUCAGAAGCCUGCGUCUCUGCUCUCCUUGGAGACCCGAGUGGAUCAGCAUUCCAGUGGCCUCAAGAGAAGCCGUGUCCUAAAGCCUGUGCCUCGCUGGAAAGAGUGAUAGAGAUCCAGAGCAAACACUGGUCUUGCCUCCAGACUUUGUCUCAGACGAGCAGCCAGCCGCUAUUGGACAACCCCCUGGGAGCUCACGGCCAAUCGGAGGAGGACGAGGCAGACACAGUGAGCGCCAUGGCCUCCUUGAGUGUCGAUGUCGAGCAGUCAGGCUCGGCUGCCAACAUCACUGAUGGCAGCAGGUCAACAGAGGAGCCAAUGGAGGAGGAGCCUGUUUUGUAGAAGGGGCUUAAAAAGGAAAGCACACAUGAAGACCACCUCACCCUCCUCCGGGCACCUUCUCUACCUUUCGGCAUCCCUUAUGGAUUGUGUAUAGGUACACACACAUUCACACAGAGAGAGUGGAAAUGUUGUGGAGGACCUCGAAUGGCUGAGGAAACAAUAGGGAGGAAGCUCUGACAGUAUCAGAUGAUUCCAUUGGAGGAGCAGACAAAUUGUUAGCAUUUCCAUGGCAACCAGAGGAGGAGGAAGUCAGCAAGGACACGCCCUUUGUGUAACUGACUGUAACGCUCCUUCCUGUCUUGCAACCUGCACACAGCACCACUGAGUCUCCCUCCUUUGUCAAAUUUGUGGGCGACAAAGAGCGAACCGAAGUGUCAGACGCCAAGCGCAAUGCUCGGCUUUUCCGCAAAGAGGCGGUCGCAGUGAGCUCGGCUGAUGGAGCAGGAAGAAUGAGGAAGGAACUAGGUGCCUUUUUUUGUCCACACACGGGGGGGGGGAAGAAAGCAUCCAACCGGAAACACGAAAAAAAACAAACACAAACACCGCAACACCUCAGCACACAAACCAGCCGUUUAGGACUGAAGAAACACACACACACACACACACACACACACAUCCAGCUGUAGUUACACUUGGUCACUUCAUUUUCUUUUUCUUGUUUUUCAUCUGGAUGCCUUAAUUUGUUAACCUUAUAUAUUUUGGAGAGGGAGAGAGAGGGGUUGUGGCAGUUUGGAACACAUUUAGAGAUUCCUAUCAUUACAGUGGAACCCGUUUAAGUCAACCCUGACCAACUCAUCAAGUCCUGGUCCACCGUGUUCUUGUUUUUGCGAAAAAGUGCCCGCUUUAAACCGACGUUGACAUAAACGGUUGGCUGCUUUUCUCAAGCUUAAAAAAUAGCAAUUUAACGAUUCCCUCUGAAAAACAAAGGCGUACAUUUUUUGAACAUUUGAAUUCAUUUUUCAGCCUGUUGACAGACGGCGCGCUGGACAUGUUCAAAACUUCCGACCGCCAGCAAAAUCUUACCGCUUUUUAGACUUUUGUGGCUGGUGGCCAGGCAGACAGCUCGUCCCUCUCCAGCCACUGAACUCACCAUAGGCAAAAAUGACAUUUUGACAACAAUAGGAUAAAAAUAAAUGUUUUCACAGACAUGACGUGUCACGUACAGUCAUCCCUCGGUUAUCGCGGUUAUUUGGUUCCAGACCCGAUUGUGACAAGUUGGAUUCAUCGUUUAUAAAUAGAAUAUUUUUGUAGUUCGAGUAUAGACAAACUUUCUAAAUACGGUUUUAUUACCCAAUAACAGAAAAUAAGACAUAAUUUAGACUCACACAUUAGCAUUGGAAGAGUUCCUUGUUGUUCUACUGUAUAGUGUUUCCUGCGGUGGCUGUUCAAUGUUCAAUGCUCAUCAAUGUAAAUAGUGUAGAAUACUACAUAUCAGAACGUGUCUUUCAAUUUUUGAAUGUCUUAUAUUUGUAUUUUAGUUUCUUUAGCCAUUUUUACACUUAAAAAUGCUUUAGGCCAAAAACACAUCAAAUGUGCUUAAACAUGCCCGCUCGUUGUCAUCACGCUCCCUCUCCUGCAGGGCAGUACGCCGCUUAUAGGGGCCUCGAAGUCUAGUAGUACUCUAAACUAACAGUACUCCAAGUUAAUAGUGAUCCAAAUAUAAUUUUUAAAACAAGUCAUGUGGUCCGUCCAGUUGGCUUUUUACAAGAUGCAAACUGGAUAUUGAUACAGUCAUGGAAAAAAUGAUUAUAAAUAUACCUUGAGUUGUAUCGGGUAUUAAAAUGUAUCAAUAAACUAAAGAAACAAGGGUGGUCAAAUAUUUUUUCCAUGACUGUAGAUGUUUUUCAUAGUUUUUUCUUCAUUAUCCACUUCUCACUUAAAUGUUUCAGAUCAUCAAACAAAUGUAAAUAUUAUUAAUAUGUAAUAUAUUUAAAUGAAACAUUUUAUUAGGGAGAAAUAUAUGGCAGGAAAAAAAAUCCAAACCUACAUGGUCCUGUGUGAAAAGUGAUUGCCCCCUAAACCUAAAAAGUGGUUGGGCCACCCUUAGCAGCAACAACUGCAAUCAAGCGUUUGUGAUAACUUGCAAUGAGUCUCUUACAGCGCUGUGGAGGAAUUUUGGCCCACUCAUCUUUGCAGAAUUGUUGUAAUUCAGUCACAUUGGAGGGUUUUCCAGCAUGAAGCACCUUUUUAAGGUCAUGCCACAGCAUCUCAAUAGGAUUUAGGUCAGGACUUGGACUAGGCCACUCCAAAGUCUUGUAGCUAGGUGGACUUGCUGGUGUGUUUUGGAUCAUUGUCCUGCUGCAGAACCCAAGUUCGUUUCAGCUUGAGGUCACGAACAAAUGGCCGGACAUUCUCCUUGAGGAAUUUUUGGACAGCAGAAUUUGAUGAUCUGAAACAUUUAAGUGUGACAAACAUGCACAAAGAUAAGAAAUCAGGAAGGGGGCAAACACAUCUUCACACUACUGUAAAUUUAAAGCCAUAGCUUUGUGUUAUUCAUUAGCAGUAUCGAGAUUUCAGCUUUUUUCAGCCUUUUUGCUCUAUUUUUCCAAUAAUAAACAAGUCAAGGCUGCACUUUGGACACCCCUGAUUUAGACGGAGCAGACGGACUUGUUAUACGGCAGUGUGGGACAGAGUCUUUGCCUUCAAGGCUUCGGCAUACGACCAAACAUCCUUUCUUCUUUUGCGGUAAACUUCUUUCAUCCCAACUUUACACAACUAGCUACCAAAAUUUCCGAUGUUUAAGCCGCACCCACUAACUUUAGAGAGAAAAACAGAUUUGUGCAUGUUUAAGCCGCACAUGUCCACGUCAUAAAAAGACAUAUUGUGGUGCGCACAAGACCGUGUGGACCAGACAGGUCUUUAUUUGAGAGGAGCCAAUCGUGAGUGAUGAGAAACACAACGAGCUUAUCAACCCAUCAGAAAUGGCAGGAGGUCAUUACUCAAUAUUAACAAUCUGACUCGUGGAGUCAUCUUAGAUCAUCACACAGCAACUUAACACUCAAAAGGUAUACAUACGAAAAGCAGCCAUGGCUGCCGGGCCACCGGAGGGCGCUCUUGAGCUCAGCUAGGGCUUAUAGCUUGCGAUUGGUUCCUGCCAAAGAAAGCGCUGACUUGCGAGUGGCACGGUAUUUAAACGAUUAGUAGUAGUUCUGAACUAAAGGAGAUGUCACAAGAUUAAACAGCCAUGAAUUAGCCGCACCGCUGUGUAAGCCGCAGGGUUCAAAGGUUAAGAAAAAAGUAGCGGCUUGUAGACCGGAAAUUACGCUAAAUACAUUUUGCACAAAUGGAGGAAAGCGGGGUCAACAGACUGCCGUUUCGUGUCGUCCAUUCUCCCUGGCGAGUAACAUAAUGGCUAAUUUCGGUCAUGUCAGCCAAUCGGAGGGACGUCAGCGGGUUGCACUGUAUCAUAAAAUAGAUGAUCUACAUGAUGUUAUUUUAAAAAUGGUAGAAUUCCAUCAGACAUUUGAAUGUUAAAGCAAGAUGAAUAACAAACAGGCCAGCUUGCAACACAAUUAGCAAAUAUGUACAAACCACCACCUCUCUCUUUCUUGCCUCCCCUUUAGAAAGGCGGUCUGUUUUUAAAAACACUACCACCACAUCCCUCCUCCUUUUUGUUUGUUUUUUUAAAAAAAAAAAGUUCUUUCUAAAUUGUACUAUUUUAUGUUUGGUGUAAGAGCGGUGUCCUGUCAUGUUGCAUCGCCGUGUCCGUCCUUUUUCUAAACCUGUAAAUACUUCUAUGUACAAACACAAAGAGACUUUCUAGACCUGCUAUUUUGUCAACUCUUUUCCAGGGGGUUGGACAAAAUGUAAAGACAACGUUUGUGUAGUUGAUUUCAUAAGAGCACCACGAGUUUCAGCCUUCAGGCUUGAGCCGUAAAGUCACCGCUGAUCCUCACCGAGGAAGAUGGAUGGAUGGAUGGAUGGAUGGAUGUUGUAUUAUAAUAUGUUAGGUUCAUUGAGGUGUGCCUCAUGAACUGAACAUAUGUGAAGACAGGUGACAGGUAACAGGAGAUAUAGCAAUGAAUGCAACAAUGCUUUGUUUUAGACAAAUUCCGAACAUUGAGCUUUAUUUAUGGCGCAGUAGGAGCAGUUUUGGCAGCUUUGCAGUGUUUUUUCCUUUCAGUAUGUCACCUGUCUCCACAUAUAUCUACAUGUACAUUUAGAUAAAACCGGGUUUUAUCCUGCCAGAGUGGUUCUAUGGAUAUAUUCUAUGAUUCUAGGUUGAAACGAGGCUCGGUGACAGUGUAGUGUGGUCACACAUGCUGAAGAUGUUAUUGUUGAUGGAGGUGGACAGCAGGUUCUGGCUCCUCUGGUCCAGGUGGGCUGUGCUGCCCUUUGCCUGGACGACACAUGUGGAGAUAAUACAGUCAUGACUGCAAGAUGAUGUACAGUAUAUUUGCUCCUUCGUUGCAAUGAACCCGUAUAAAUUCGGAUUUGUGGAUGCAUCAUGAUGCAUAUGAGCAAGGCCACGCAGCUGCUCUCCCUUUAAACUCAAUGCAAACUAUUUAUAAUCAACGUUAAGUAGUUGGGUUUGACCUUUUCACGGGUCUUUGUUGUUAUUUGUUUGUGCCACGUUGCCCACAUUUAAGUUGAACAAGAGGGUUGUGCAUGUACGAGUUGGAAUAUCACGCAAAAAAAAAGGACUAUUUUAUUCUGCAGUGGUCAGUCAAACCAACAGGGUGUGAAGUGGUGAGGAUUCACCUCACUGUUUUAAAACAUAACAAACUACCUACAGGAAACACACAUCCAGUCAUAAGUUUACAAACACUCAUCGUCGGAAUGAAUGUCAUAUCGAUUUUGGGCAAAAACCCGUGACAAAAAUGUCGCUGCCCAUGUUGACGAUUGCCUCCCAUUUUGUAUCAUUGUAAUUAUUCAUUAUUAUGACAUCCAUCUCCAAGACCCUCCCAUUGUCCCUUCAAUUGCCAUUGUUCACCCAGGACAAAAUCCAGGUUGAACCCCAAAAUAUGCCUCACACACUUACGAAACGCAUCGAAGGUAUAAAAUGUAAAGGUACUCUCUACUCAUGAAUGAGAACGUACGAUGAUCCGUGAACAGAUGGAAGUCACAGCACGCAACGAUGGUGCGUUCAAGGAACAUCUCGGCGCUUGAUGAAAAAACAUGAUCAGAAACGGUACAAAUGAUGGGCCGUCGUUUGUACGUUUGACCCGUAUCAUCACGUAUGUGUACAUCAUUACCCGCUUAUGUUAAAUGAGAUGUCUUCUGUGGAAAAAAACGGAGGAAAAUCGGAGAAAAUUGUUUUAAUAAUGUAUAUAAUGGAUCAAAAAUCCGCAAAUUUGCAGGGCGAUGAAUGCUGAAUCGCGAAUGUGCGGGGAGCCACUGUGUUUAAACCGCUCUUUUUUACAGGACGGAAUGAUUAAGCAAUGUACAUCUUCAGUGAUGUUUGUAAAACAAGAAUUAGGUGCACAGGAAUCAGUGUCAGUAUUGUUUCCAGAGAAUAUAUUUGGUUGCUUUCGCUUUUAAACAUAGUCCGCAAACAUUCAAUAGGGUUAAACAUCAGGAAGACCAUUCAAGAAGCUUUAUCCACUGCCAAACCACUUUUGAAGCGAGUUUGGGAUCCCGGAGUCCUGUUGGAGUCCUGUUGUGUCAAAUUUUCAGCCAUCUAGGGUGUCCGUGCCCUGCGUAAACUACAAGAAAUCCCAAAUAAAUUCUAAAUACUUGACCCAAGUCUUGUUUUUAAAAAUGAUUGAAGAUGCACGGCCGUGUGAUCGUUCCAUGCUGUAAAAAGAAUGGGACCAAUAAAUCAUGAAUGACGAAAAUAAUACGGCUGAAUGGCUCGAUGAGUGGAUGCCAACUUCUGACUGGAACUAGCAUGCUCAGUGCAGGACAACUGGACCGCUCAGAUCCACAACCGGUGAAGCUAAUCUAAACCUGCUGGCUACACUUCUCAACCUCAGUGUAACUCCGGAAUUCCCCAUCAACCUUUGCAGCGUAGGCGGUGACAAAGCUGUAGCUGGUGCCGUUACCUCUGCUUCUCAUCUGUUCUCCGCAAUAUGACACUGACAGGACAGCAGUGAAGACUACUAUUGAGCGUUGCCAUGGUAACACCGCAAGCACACCAUCAACCGCUGUCCUUUUUCAUGCAUCGGAGUCGCUGCCCUACGUCAUGAUCGUUUCCAGGGGUUUUAAUGUAGUCUGAGCACUUCUGUGAGUGCAAAGGCUGCUUUAUAAAAGUAAGUCUGUGGCCAGUGAUGAAGCCACACUGCAUUGCUGACGACACAUGAAAACAACAAUAAGCGCUGUGGUGGGACCACACACAAAGCGUAAUUGACAUAAUAUUUAUAUAUUAACAUGUUUUUUUUGUUGUUUUUUUGUUUUAUUGUGGUAGGCAGCAACAGCGACGAUUACGAUCCACUCAUGCAGGGUUGUCUAAAGUGCGGCCCGGGGCCAUUUGCAGCAUGCAGCUCUUUUUUGUGUGUUUUGUUUGUUUUUUUAAAUGGCCCACAAUACAGCUACCAAAAAAAACACACACCUAAAAUAACAUAAUUUAAGGAGAAAAAGUUAAAAUGUUGAACCUAAGAACACAAAACGGACGUGUAAGGUGUUUUUUUCCCUUGAGGUAUACAUAAACUUAGCUUCUUGUGCUGGUUUUAGCCUUUACACGAUGGAAAAUAUGGAACUACUGUAUAAUGUAUCCCCGCUUGUGUCACUUGGGCACCCUCUGGCGGCCAUUAGUAUAAUUGCAUCUACUGCUCAACAUGGUACAUGAAACUUUUCAAAACCUUCGAGUUAUUUCUAAAAUAAAAACAAAUUAAAUUAAAACAAAUUAUUACUUGUUCAAGUAUUUCAUACUGAUAUUUUUUAAUAAAAUAAAUACUUUCAUAAACGAGUUAUUAUUUAAUGCACAUAAACAAGGCUUCACAAUUCCCAGUUCCACCGCCUAAUUAAAAAAAAACAACAAGCUGUGGGCCACACUUUGGACACCCCUGCAGUAGAAGUACUGGUUGUUACUGUGUCAUGAUUGCGUGUCUCGCAUACAAUCUCUUGGGACCACUUUCCCUGACAAAUCAACAUUUUAGAGCAAACAAGUUGCUUUUUAGUGAAAUAAACAUUUUAGACUGCUGGUGGUUGCUGCCCGAGGAACACAAAUCAGUUUGUCAUCCGUCAACGAGAUCAUACAACACUUAAAAGUCAUGUUGUGUUGCUUUGUGUCAACAUGACAAGACAAAGCAAGUCUUACACGCUCGGUAGUAAACCACUGAUUAUGUUAGUGUUUGGAGGCUCCCAGUAGGGUUGGGCGAUACUGCAAAUGUUGGUAUCGUUCCGAUGCCAAGUAAAUACAGGGCCAGUACUGCACUAUUUACUGGAAAUGUUACAAGAUCUUUGAUCAUUCAGCAAAAUAAAGUCAAUGCAGUGGAUCCCUGCCCGUGGAUAAUGGAUGCACCCAUAAAAAGCAUGUCAUUUUACGCUAACCAUAAACCCUAUAAUAUGUCUCUCGCACGUAUUAAGCGCUUUUUAAAUUCAUAAAGAACGUCUACUUCCAAAACAUCACAUCUAGUCAAAGCAUCCUCCUGCUGGAAAAUGUUGAUGGAAUUAACUUGAGACAGCGCCCUCUCCUGGAUCCAUAAUUGCCAUCAAACCACUUUCUCUUGUAAGUUAGCAUAAAAACUGGAUUAUUUAGACAGAAACCUGCAUACAUUCAAGGAUCUACGGCCGUGCGUUUAUACAAAUCUCUUGGCUCUUUUGCCCCCAAAACCUUCCUGUGUGGAUGAACGUAUUCCCUGAGCUUAUAAACAAUAUCUAAAUACAAUAUGAACAACAAAACACAGAUAUUUGUAAAAGUAAACAUAGAAGACAUUCAAGAGAAGUGCAUCAGCGCGAUAGUGAUACAACCCUUUGUGUCGAUACUAUCGAUAUUCAGGUCGAUCCGCCCACCCCUACUCUGCAGUCCAUACUUAUUAUGCUCAUGACUUGCGUAUUUGUUGCUAUGUUUGAUACUGUGGUGUACAGUAGUAUCCUGCUAAUAUGUGGGAGUAUGUGUUUGGCCAUUUCAAGGGAAGGUUGCAUAUGAGUGGGACCUUCUUUUUCAGGAGGGACGUUCCCUCCUUUUUGGCUUUGUUUUGUUCAAAAACUCACAAGCACAUUCCUUCUGUCCUUGUUGAUUCAAAAAAUAAUAAUAAUCAAACGUUCCUCUUAGAGUGUCUAUACAUACUGUGUGCUGACUCACGUGUAUAUAAAGUGCAAAUACGUGUACACAUGUGCAAUACACGCUAUUCAAGCAAUCUAUAACUGUGACGAUUACUGAUGAUGAUAUUUGUUCUCAGCCCCGUUCUUCUCCUCGUCUCAUUUCCUUUGAAAGGGAUGCUGACUUUAGUGAUCAUUCACACCUUCAGUUCAGGGCUUUGUGGACUUUUUUUUUUUUUUAAUUCCCUCACUCUUAAUGUUGUGAUGUUGCUCCUGAAUAAUGUUUCUUUGUUGUUUUUUUUAAGUGGGCCUGUUGUUAAAUUUGUCUGGAAACUCAAUAAAGCAAUUCACUGACUGCUUGUUGCAU